This is a messenger RNA of Gavialis gangeticus (Gharial), 2382 nucleotides long. RefSeq names its product ribophorin II (gene RPN2). The transcript is spliced from 18 exons. Bases 88 to 2016 code for a protein of 642 amino acids. NCBI's taxonomy places the organism in Eukaryota, Metazoa, Chordata, Crocodylia, Gavialidae. Gene Ontology annotation, cellular component: membrane; oligosaccharyltransferase complex. Gene Ontology annotation, biological process: protein N-linked glycosylation. The record is from RefSeq and is a predicted model, not a curated record.
CCCCCCCUCCCGUGUAUGGAAUGGUUCCUCCCCCCCGCGGGGCUCGGUGGUAGACGCCGGCCCGCUUCCCCCGGCUGAGGCGGCGCGAUGGCGGCGCGUGGUUCAAGCAUCCUCUUGGCAUUAAUACUUGUUACCAUCGUCAGUGCCCUGACUCCUAGCCACUAUCUCACAAGCCGUGAUGUUGAAAGACUGAAAGCUUCUUUGGAGCGUCCGUUCAUAAAUUUAGAAACUGCUUUCUACUCCAUUGUAGGACUUAGCAAGCUGGGGGUGCGCAUGUCUGAUGAGCGGGCCACAUGUGAUUUCAUCAAGUCUAAUAUAGACCCCAACAGUGUUGAUUCCCUUUUCUAUGCUGCACAAGCCAGUCAGGCUCUGUCUGGGUGUGAGGUUGCCAUUUCAAAUGAGACCAGAGAGCUGCUGCUUGCAGCUGUCAGCGAGGAUUCAUCAGUCACUCAGAUCUUCCAUGCUGUAGGAGCCCUGAGUGGGUUUGGGCUGCCUCUAGCUUCCCAGGAAGCACUUAGUGCCUUGACUUCUCGUCUUAGCAAGGAGGAGAACGUUUUGGCAACUAUUCAGGCUUUGGAGACAGCAUCAUACUUGUCCCAGCAGGCAGACUUGAGUAGCAUUGUGGAGGAGAUAGAGGACCUUGUUGCUCGUUUGGAUGACUUGGGUGGAAUAUAUCUACAAUUUGAAGAAGGACUUGAGACUACUGCAUUAUUUAUUGCUGCUACCUAUAAACUGUCAGAUCAUGUGGGUACAGAGCCAGCAAUGAAGGAAGAUCAGAUCAUCCAGCUGAUGAAUGCAAUUUUUAGCAAGAAAAACUUUGAGACACUCUCUGAAGCCUUCAGUGUGGCUUAUGCUGCAGGCUCUUUAUCACAGAACCGCUACCACUUGCCUGUCAUUGUGGUCCCAGAUGGACCUGCAGCUGUUUCCCAUCAUCAGCCCAUACUCAGGCUACAAGUGACCAAUGUUAUGUCCCAGCCACUGACUCAAGCUACUGUAACACUGGACUACGCCAAGUCUGCAUCUGCCAAAGCCACUGUUCUUCACCAGACUGCAUUUGCCCUAUCAGGUGAUAUCUUUGAGUUGAACUUCAUGAAUGUCAAACCUGCCAGUGGAUAUUAUGAUUUCUCUGUCAGUGUUGAUGGCGACAGUCGAUUUAUUGCAAACAAAGUUGAGCUGAAAGUAAAGGUCUCCACUGAAGUUGGUAUUACAAACGUGGAUCUUUCUACUGUGGAUAAGGAUCAGAGCAUUGCACCAAAAACAACAAGGGUAGCUUACCCAGCUAAAGCCAAAGGAUCAUUCACAGCUGACAGUCAUCAGAACUUUGCCCUGUCCUUCCAGUUGCUAGACAUGAAUAGUGGAGCUGAACUUAUCCCUCACCAGACAUUUGUCCGACUCCACAAUCAGAAGACUGGGCAGGAGGUGGUGUUUGUUGCAGAACCUGACAACAAGAAUGUGUACAAGUUUGAGCUGGACACCUCUGAGAGAAAAACAGAGUUUGACUCUGCUUCUGGCACCUAUACGCUUUACUUGAUAAUUGGAGAUGCCACUCUGGAAAAUCCAAUCCUGUGGAAUGUGGCAGAUGUUGUGAUCAAAUUCCCAGAGGAGGAUGCUCCAUCCACAGUCCAAUCAAAGAACCUUUUUGUUCCUAAGCCAGAAAUCCAGCACCUGUUCAGAGAACCUGAGAAGAGACCUCCCACAGUGGUGUCCAACACAUUCACAGCCUUGAUUCUCUCACCACUUCUUUUGCUGCUCAUUCUGUGGAUUAAGAUUGGUGCCAACAUAUCAAACUUCAGCUUUGCUCCCAGUACCAUUAUCUUUCACCUGGGUCAUGCUGCCAUGUUGGGACUUAUGUAUGUCUACUGGACUCAGCUCAACAUGUUCCAGACCCUAAAGUACCUGGCCAUCCUAGGUGGUCUCACGUUCCUGGCAGGAAACAGAAUGCUAGCUCAGAAAGCAGUUAAGAGGAUCGCUGCAGAACAGAGCAGUAGGUUGGCAAAGUAUAGAACACUGCGGUAAAAGGGGGUUUUACUAGUGACCAGCCCUUCCUAGAAAACACACUAGUAUCAGAAGAAUGGAGGAAAUUUAAAAAAGCAAACGAACUCCACAGGAAAGAGGCCAACAGACAAUUAGGAGGCCAGAAAUGCAAGGUGGAAAAGAUUUUUCUUUUUGUUGGUAAUAAGUUCAAGAGGAUCACAAAUACAUUUCUUUACCUCGUUUUCCACAUUUGUGUUCCAUGGCUGUUCUGAGUACAUUUCAAAUUAAGCUGUCAAAGGCUGUCUCUUCUUCCCCCUAUCCCAGGUGUGUAGUUGGAUUCUGUUUGUUAAAAAAUGUAAGUCUGACAUGCCUGUGCUUGUGGAAUAAAGAGGACAAGAGGAAAGAAUA